CUGUCCACUCGUUUGCAUGUCUUGAGUGCCACUCAUUGUGCGGUUUAAGACAGUCAUCGAUAACCACAGACACAUAGAGGGAGACAAUGAGUGAUCUGAAACUAUCACCGGACGUGGUCCAGGGCUGCCUCACACACGUGGACGCCACCGAUGACCAGGUGGUGGUGUGGGCGCAGAUGGAUAUGGCGGCGGUGGUCAAGCAGGAGAUGAAGAUGUCUUUGCACUACCAGUUCAUGUUUGACAAGUACUACCGGCCGUCGAUGCACCCAACCAUCACCCAACUGGUCCCACUCACCGGCAAGUACUACAUCUUCGGCGAUAAGUCAAACCACAACUUCUAUCGCGUUUUGAUCAAACGAGUGGAUCCGAUGGCUCGCCAAUCGGUGGUCUCGUUCAUCGACUUCGGGUACGAGGAGUCGGUGCACAACAGCUGUCUUAUGGUCUACGAAGACCUCUUCGACUCGAAACCAUUGGCCGAACCAUUCGUAUUGCACGGCAUUCAACCCAAAGACCCGCAAAGAGGCUGGAAUCGCGAGAAAGUGAAGCAAUGUUUGGAUCAGUUCUGUAGUUCCGUGUUUUGGUUCACCAUCUGUGAGAUGAUGUCUCAACGAGUGGUCAAAGUGUAUGAUAACAAUCGCCACGAGAUUCUCGUGAAUACACUAAAGGAUGAGUACUUUGACGACGACCUGAUCGCUGGUGACAAUGGGUCGACACCGACGCUGAUCGCCAUCGACUACAAGAAUAGGCCGCAAACGACCAGUCAGUCGUCCAUUGAGAUGACAAUGGAUCAGACCAUCGACUCGAGGCUCGGGUCGGCGCUCAACUUCAGCCAACACUUCAGCACAUCCACAAUAUCGUUGAUCUCAGACUUCAGUCCCAAGAACUCUAAUCCCAUGGACGAGACCGUCGAGGAGACCAUUGAUGUGCCCAAAGAUAAUGUCCCCCUCUUUGUCGAUAGAGUGCAUCAAAUUGCGAAUCCAUCCAAAAGAGUGGUUAAAAUCGAUUCUCAAGACCUAAUCACUGGCCAACAACUGGAUAAUGGCAUUGACUAUGAAGUGGACGAAUGCAGUGAUAAUAGGAACCAAUUGGACCGUGAAAUCAAUGAUGAUAUCCAAGAAUUGGAGAACACAUUGAAGUCGAUUACCGGUGAAGACAGUAUUAAAGACAUGCCAUCGGAUGCCGACAACACCUAUGGAAACGAAUUGAAUGGAAAUUCUCUGAAUAAUAGUCUGAAUGAUGGCUAUAGAGGUGAUAACGAAGCCGAAGAUCCGGUGGUUAGUGCCAAACCAGUGGAUGUGACACAACAGGUGCCGAGUGGUGACACGACUGUGCAAAUGUCAGACUUAGAGGAAGUGGCGCUCGAGAAGAUGUAUUCGUUGUGUCAAACGGCUAAACAGGUGAAGAUAUCAUCGGCUGAGAACUCGACGUCUAUUUACGUUCAGUUGGAUGAGCACAACGAGACGUUGGAGGCAUUGGUGGACGAUAUGACUGACUAUUACACGAAUAUCACGGAUCUGGAGAUCAGUGGAUCCGACGUGAGAGAUGUGGUGAUGAAUAGGGGACUCUUAGCUGUGUAUAACAGUCUGGAGAGCAAAUGGAUGCGAGCCAUGGUAUGUGGAAAGCCUAAUGAGAAUCAGUUGAAUGUGUUUUACGUUGACUUCGGCGCCAAAGAGACUGUGGAGUUGGAGGCCUGUUGUCAUCUGUUGGAACACUACUCGCAUCUGAUCCCACACGCCAUCCAUUGCCGCCCUAUCAACGAGAGGGUAAGCUAUUAUGUGCUCAAGAGGUUGGAGUCCAAGGAGGAGGUCAUUGAUGUGGUGUUCGGUAAGGUUUUGGAUAAUAGUGUCAUUGAAGUCCUAUUGAAUGAUAAAUGCCUUAAAUAA
Oppiella nova is the source of this 1883-nucleotide messenger RNA. Lineage: Eukaryota; Metazoa; Arthropoda; Arachnida; Sarcoptiformes; Oppiidae. The record is from the annotation of a GenBank genome assembly.